AUGUCUCCUCGUACCGACUUCCCUCCCGUCCGUGCCUGUCUCUUUGACAUGGACGGCCUCCUUCUCGACACGGAAGACCUCUACACCGCUUGCAUCAACACCAUCCUCGAGCAGUACGGCCGCCCCCUUCUUCCCUGGAGCAUCAAGGCCAAGCUUCAGGGUCGCCCCGGUCCUGAGUCCACUCGCAUCUUCCGGGAGUGGGCGCAGCUCCCCAUCGACCAAGACGAGUAUCAAGAGAAGCUCUCCGCCCUUCAGCGCAAGCUCUUUCCCACCACCCAGCCCCUCCCGGGCGUCCCCGAGCUCCUCCAGAACCUCGGCCGCACUCGCUACUGGGACCUGAAGCACGCUGACGCCGCCGCCGCCGCCGGCAAGAACCCCCACCGCGUCCACAUCGCCCUGGCCACCUCCUCCCAUGAAGCCAACUUCAAGCUCAAGUCGGACCACUUGACCGAGCUCUUCUCCGUCUUCCCCUCUCAGCGUCGCGUCCUCGGCGACGACAAGCGCAUCGCCGCCGGCCGCGGCAAGCCCAACCCGGACAUCUUCUUGCUCGCCCUCAAGACCAUCAACGAGUCCCUUGCCGACGGUGAGAAGCCCAUCACCCCCGAGGAGUGCCUCGUCUUCGAGGACUCGGUCCCCGGCGUCGAGGCCGGCCGCCGCGCCGGCAUGCGCGUCAUCUGGUGCCCCCACACAAUGCUGCUUAAGGAGUACGCCAGCCGCGAGAAGGAGGUCCUUGCUGGUCGCACCGGCGAGGCUGGUCAGGUCGACAUGCACCAGGUCGGCGAGAUUGACGACGGCUGGGCCGAGUAUCUGUCCACCCUCGAGGACUUCCCCUACGAGAAGUUCGGCAUGACUAUCCCCCCUAUCGCGGUGGACAACGAGCCCUUCAUGAAGGAGAACGUUGGCGAUGUUCUCGUCGACAAGACCAACGGCUCGUCUUGA
Colletotrichum spaethianum is the source of this 939-nucleotide messenger RNA. RefSeq lists its product as uncharacterized. Gene Ontology annotation, molecular function: phosphatase activity. Bases 1 to 939 code for a protein of 312 amino acids. The record is from RefSeq and is a predicted model, not a curated record. The transcript is spliced from 2 exons. NCBI's taxonomy places the organism in Eukaryota, Fungi, Ascomycota, Sordariomycetes, Glomerellales, Glomerellaceae.